Messenger RNA from Lethenteron reissneri (Far Eastern brook lamprey), 5863 nucleotides. RefSeq names its product zinc finger protein ZIC 5-like. Lineage: Eukaryota; Metazoa; Chordata; Hyperoartia; Petromyzontiformes; Petromyzontidae. Gene Ontology annotation, molecular function: DNA-binding transcription factor activity, RNA polymerase II-specific; RNA polymerase II cis-regulatory region sequence-specific DNA binding. Gene Ontology annotation, cellular component: nucleus. The record is from RefSeq and is a predicted model, not a curated record. Gene Ontology annotation, biological process: regulation of transcription by RNA polymerase II.
GAGAUCCACGGACUUUGCGCAGAGACCCACAGACACGCAACAUCGACACGCACAGAGGGCUGCGGUUACUCGCAUAGAGUAACAUGGACACGCAUAGACACCCAGAGAUGCAAACAUAGACACCCAUAGACUCACUAUGCAGAUAACCAUGGACUCACAGUAGAGAAGCAUUGAUUCACACCGACAACUAUAGACUCACAUAGAGACACAUAGACACCCACACAUAGACACACACACAAAGACACACACACAUAGACCAGCAUAGAGAACCAUGGACUCACAUAGAUACCCAUAGACUCACACACACAGACACCCACACACAGACACACACACAUAGACCAGCAUAGAGAACCAUGGACUCACAUAGAUACCCAUAGACUCACACACACAGACACCCACACAUAGACACACACACAUAGACCAGCAUAGAGAACCAUGGACUCACAUAGAUACCCAUAGACUCACACACACAGACACUCACAUAUAGACACACACACAUAGACUAGCAUAGAAAACCAUGGACUCACAUGGAUACCCAUAGACUCACACACAUAGACACCCACACACAGACACACACACAUAGACUAGCAUAGAGAACCAUGGACUCACAUGGAUACCCAUAGACUCACACACACAGACAGCCACACAUAGACACACACACACAGAGACUAUCAUAGAGAACCAUGGACUCACAUAGAUACCCAUAGACUCACACACACAGACAGCCACACAUAGACUAAGCAUAGAGAACCAUGGACUCACAUAGAUACCCAUAGACUCACACACACAGACAGCCACACAUAGACACCCACACAUAGACCAGCAUAGAGAACCAUGGACUCACAUAGAUACCCAUAGACUCACACACACAGACACCCACACAUAGACUAGCAUAGAGAACCAUGGACUCAUGUAGAUACCCAUAGACUCACACACACAGACACCCACAGGCACAAAUGGAGGAGGCACAGAGGGAGACAGAGAGACAAGGAGUUGAAACAGAAGCGGGGAGUUUAACUCGGACUUGACUUACUCGCCGGCGCGUUCGUCCUGUUGUGUCUGCGUCAUCUCAAGACACGAGGAGGUGAUGGGGGCUACGAAGAGGUGAGAGGCGAUGUGGGGAAGCACAGUGGAGACGCGGCGAGAUGGUGGGAUAUGCGGAGACACAGCGUAGGUAGGGCGGAAUCAAAGUGAAGACGCCGAGAGACAAGCGAAGACAAGAGACGAGACACACGUGGAGACACGUGGAGAGACACCGGGGGAUUAAGGUGUCCAAGAGACAAGGUGAAGAAGACGCGUUGUGGAGACUCACUCUCCUCGAGGAGACACACGUGGAGAUAAGGACACAGACACGCGGAGACUCCCGACACAGCUGCAGGGCUACCGAUCAAACGCCGAUCGCACGCUCGCUCACGGACAAAGCGAAGAGCGGAACCAUGUAGCGGGAGACCUUUCAGCUCGACAAGGGGAGAGAUCCUCAACGCUUGGUGGGGAAGAGUGGCGGGCGGGGGGUUCAGUGGGGGGCUCUGCACCCCCCCGAACACUUCCGACCCCCCGCAUCAUGGAACACGCGUUCCGCACCCUGCCCCCAUACCCCUCAAAGACCCCCAAGGAAGAGUUUGGGGGUCUUGCUGACCUCUGGCCGAAAGAGGAAGCGUGCCAUCUGGCGUUUGACGCAGGCAGCUGCCUGGGUACCCUGGACGACACCUCCCGGUCCUUCCUGCGGCCACGUUCUCCAGCGCCUGGCAACCAUCUCCAUGGCAACAGCAGGCCGCAUCCCGGCAUGCACCACUCUCACCUGGCCGGACAUUACCUGGAAUGCAGAUACGGAGCGAUGACCGCAAUUUCACAUUCAGGCGGUCAAGCCGGACAACCGCGUCAGGAGCCAGCGGAGUUGUGUAUCACCGCGAUGAUGCCUCCUUCCUUCACCACUGCAGUGGCACCACCACCACCGCCGCCGCCAUCAGCAGCAGCACCAGCUUGUUGUUCCGGAGAGUGCAGUGUCUCCACCCUGAGCUGUCGCACCGCCCAGCUCCGCCCGUGCUCCUUUGCCACCGCCGGCGCCUCGGGGAUGACGACGCCGUCGCCGGCCUCCUGCUGCUGCCGCCACUCGGCGUGCCGGCACGCGGGCGCGGCUACGACGGCCCCCGGCGGUGCUGCCGCCACCACCGCCGCCGCCACCGGUGCUGGGUUCCUGUCCGCCUCCGCGGAGUUCCACGGCGGCGAGGGUCGAGCCAUGGCGUCGGUGCUCCUCCCGCCCGUCCACGGUCAGGGCCGUGCCCUGCUUGAAGGGAGGACACCUGAGAAUCGUCACCAGCAGCAACACCUCCACCAGAGCCUUCAGCAGCACCAGCAGCUUGGAGAGCAGCACCAGCAGCAUCACCUCCGUCAGAGCCUUCAGCAGCACCAGCAGCAUCACCUCCACCAGAGCCUUCAGCAGCACCAGCAGAAUCAGCGGCGGCACCUUGGAGAGCAGCGUGAGCCGCUCCGCCCGUCCGUGCCGUCCUGGCUUUGCGCUGCGUCUCACGGCGAAGGCGCUGGCUAUUUUGGCGCCGAGCGCCAGCGACCGGCGCCACCGUUCCCGGCGUGCCAGAGCCUCUCCUCCUCCUCCUCGGCGGCCACCGCAGCGGGGACUGGCGGCUUCCCGGCGGCGUGUGACUCGGGGGACCCGGCAAUCAGCGGCGGCGGUGCAACCGGCGGCGGCGAGGCAUGCCGGUGGGAGGAGUGCCGGGCGGCGUUCGGGCGGCGCGAGCAGUUGUGCCGCCACAUCGAGAAGAGCCACGUGGAGCCGCAGCGCGGGGAGGAGUUUGCGUGCCAGUGGGAGGCGUGCGGGCGGCGCCGGCGCCCGUUCAACGCGCGGUACAAGCUGCUCAUCCACAUGCGCGUGCACUCCGGGGAGAAGCCCAACAGGUGCAUGUUCGAGGGCUGCCCCAAGGCGUUCUCGCGGCUGGAGAACCUCAAGAUCCACGUGCGGAGCCACACGGGCGAGCGGCCCUACCUGUGCCAGCAGCCGGGCUGCAGCAAGGCCUUCAGCAACUCGAGCGACCGCGCCAAGCACCAGCGCACGCACCAGGACACGAAGCCGUACGUGUGCCAGGUGCCCGGCUGCAGCAAGCGCUACACGGACCCCAGCUCCCUGCGCAAGCACGUCAAGGCACACGCGGCGACGGUGGCGCAGGGAGAGGCCCCUCCAGGGCACGAGUUCCGUCCCGACCCAGGGGCCCCACCGCCAGAGCACGUGACCCCCGCUGCAUCCACAUGCACGGAGGAGCUCUUUACAGAGACGGAGCGAUCUCGCGACGCGGCUAGAUAUCGGACGGUCGCAGACGGCGCAGCGAGGACGGAGCAGUUGGCGAUGCCUCCACCACCAACCUGUCACUCGGCUGUGCCGCAAACGCCAGCGCACCGGCUCGGCCCGUGCCACGUGGCGCACGCCCGUGCUGACCGCUACGCAACACUGUGCUCCUCCGGCCCUCCCGUCCGGAGCAACGACGCCACCACCUCCACCGGUUCCGCCACAAUUUCUGCGUCACCGACGGGUUACAGUGGCAACGUUUACGCCUUCCAGCUGCCUCUCAGCCUGAAGGCGGAGAACUCGCCCGCAACUGAAGCCAUCACUGGCAUCUCCACCACCACCACCACCCACACCGCCAGCUCCACUGCCAUUGCCGUCUCACUCGCGCCAACUCUCCUGGCCACCGCCGCACAGCCACCGCACGUCACCGCACCCUGGGCACCAGCUCCGCACCAGCGGCGGGCUCCGUCUGCCGGAGCUCUGCGUGCCGAAGGCGGCGCCGGGCUUGGACCGAUUCUGGGCUGCGAGCUCGAGGUGGGUGAGAAUCGGCAGCAGCAGCAGCAGCAACUUCAGCAGCACAAACAUCAACAGCACCAGCAGCAGCAGCAGCAGAUUCAGCAGCACAAACAUCAACAGCAGCAGCAGCAGCAGAUUCAGCAGCACAAACAUCAACAGCACCAGCAGCAGCAGCAACUUCAGCAGCACAAACAUCACCAGCAGCAGAUUCAGCAGCAUCACGAGCAGCAGCGUCAGGAUCAGCUGCAUCAUUACCCAGCGGUCACUCCGUGGGACACCUAUGCAGGCUGCACCACCGCCGCGCAGGUCAAGUGCGACUUCCUGCAGGAGCAGUUCGCCACCCUGCCCGGAGCGAGCUUCCUGCAGCUGUCCCUCUAACGGGGUCUUCUUUAUCGCACUUGGCAGCCCUUGGUGGCCUUUCGUGUGGCCCCUGGUGGCCCCUGGUGGCCUUUUUUGCGGCCCCUGACAUGCCCCCCCCGCCCGCCCGACUAUACACAAAGAGUGAAAACACCCCCGGUCAUCAUCGUGCUGCCGUCAAACCCCAAAUGACUUCACAUGUGUGGCGGUCCUCACACCGAUGAUGUCUUAUGGGCGAAUGUGACCCCCCCCUCCCGCCUCUAAAAACGUGUGAAGAAUUUUGACCUCGUGGAUGUCUUCGCACGUUCGUGCAAAGGUCACGGCCCAGCCGUGGGGCGUGUAUGGCUGGCCUCGAAAUGUAAAGGGGGUAUGCCUAUCAGUGCUGCCAAAUAUAGAGGCUGUAUGUGUAUCUGUGCUACGAAAUGUAAAUGAGGGGCAGGGGGGGUGGGCAGGGUUGCCACCUCUAUAGAUUCUCAAGGGAUCGUCUUUGUUGAGAAGAGGUUUUCCACUUUUUUCUGUAAACAAAUCAGCUGUGUUAAGAUGUUAAAACACCAAACUAAAACCUAUAACAAGGAAUCAUGUCUGCAUUAACCACAAUACUUGUGGUCAGAAUGUAAGCAAAAAACAUACUCUGAUCGCAUAUGCAUAUGCUAUCAGAGUGUGUUUUUCAUAUGCUAUCAGUAUUUUUGUUUGCAUUUUGACCACAAGUAUUGUGGUUAAUGCAGACAUGAUUCCUUGUAAAAGGUUUCAGCUUUGUUGCCAGAAAAAAGGGGGAAACCCUAUUCUCAUAUUUUGGGACAGGCAAAGGAGGUCCCAUGAUCGUCCUUUGUUGUUUUGUUUUUUCUCGCAGCAGCGGUUCUGGAGAAAUCUCAGUUUCACACCUAGUAGGCUUUCGCAACCAAUAUUAUUAAUUAAAUAUUUUUUUUGGCGUUAGUUCGCGUAAUUAUCAAUGUGUCGUUAACCCACCACCACCCGACACAGCCAACCAGUAAGGUCUGUCACGUUAACAAAACGUGCCAAUUAAUUACGACUUCAGCCCAUUAUCAAUUUGUUUGCCAGAUUUGGCAGUAUCACCCGAUGAUGCUGGAUGUAAUUACCAGCGAAAGCGAAACGUGACAGUACUCAAAUUGUAAAUGUUGUGGAUUUACUCUCCAACACACCGGUGGGCUGAAGUACUUACUAAUUGGACACGUUUUGUCUAUAAUACAAACCUUACUAAUGGGCUUUGUCGGGUGGUGGGAGGGGAAAAGUUUAAACGUCUUCCUGGGACAUUGAAAGCCCCCAGCUUCUGUAAUGUGCGUGAUGAUGCACCAUUCAAGACAAUGCGUUUACAUGUUAGUUUUCCUCCUUAUCUGGUAUUAUGAUAUAUAUUCUUCCCGUGAUGCUUUGUUAUGGUUAUGCCUUAGAGGUGGCGACUCUCAGAGUUUUGGGGGGGCGGGCGUAGCGUCCCAUUGUCUAGCAACAGGGGUCAUUCGAGGAUAACCUGCAGUCUGUUCUAGAUGAUUCUAUAAUGACAGAUCUCUGGAGAUGUUUUGGUUUAUAAAUGUUAUACAUUUGAACCGUGUUUUUAUUGUACGUGUUCCUGUCAUAUGUUCGGUCCUUGCAGUAUACUAAUUGAUGUUUCCGCCACAUCAUCAUGUAAAUAGUUAUUCCUGUACAGCGUCUGGCGAUAUAAUCUUAGUGUUAAAAUGCUAU